This is a messenger RNA of Mucor mucedo, 1595 nucleotides long. RefSeq lists its product as uncharacterized. Lineage: Eukaryota; Fungi; Mucoromycota; Mucoromycetes; Mucorales; Mucoraceae. The record is from RefSeq and is a predicted model, not a curated record. The transcript has a single exon. The coding region runs from base 154 to 1449 and encodes 431 amino acids.
UAGACCUAUGAGGGUCAAUUGUAUGUAUGAAUAGGGCGGUACUUUGGUCAACAAACUGAAAGUCUUGGGAAGAGCGAUUUAAAUUCCGUAGACUGCAGCCAUUAAAACGUCAUAUUCUUAAUUUUCUCCCUUGUAACUGAAAAGCCUACGGACAUGAGCGAAUUUAAUACCACACAAUGUAAACGAUCUCUUGAAACAGGUCCCGAAAAAACCAGUACAAAGCAGAGAAUCUCACUUUCUCGUCGUAAAACUCGACAAAAGAAAGAGUGUGGCCAGUCAUCAUCACAACAGGAACUACGCCACAAUGAGCAAGACAAACAUAAUAAUCACGAUUCGAAAGAUCUGCCUUUUGAAUCAACAUAUCCAGUAAAGGAAGAAAAACCGGACCAAAUUACUACUUUAAAUUUAACUGCAUCGCCAUCGAUCCCAGAAUCGUCGACUUCAUUGCAAGAAACAAGCCUAACGAUCAAGAAUAUGGAUCUCAGUAAAGCAGAUUUUAUAAUUGAUUCAGACAUAGGCCAUACAAUUUCCAACACAGUGCUAUCAAUACAAGAAUUUCCAGAGAGCAAUAACUAUAAAUCAAGUCUUAAAGACACAUUAAAGCAUGAAUGUGAAACGGAAGAGAAAGCUGAAGUCAAGUUAGAAUAUAAAAAUGAAACUGACGGUGACGGUGACGUAAAAGUUAAAUACGAAGUAAAAGAAGAGACUUUUAGUGAUGUAGAAUUUAAAUACAAAGUAAAAGAAGAUCAGAACUAUGAUAUUAAAGUCGACUUCGAGGAAAAAUAUGAAUGUCCUAUCUGUGAUGUCGACUUGACAUUCAUUACAUCCACAGACAUACGACAAGAGCAUGUAAUGGGUUGUAUAUCUAGUGCCGAAUAUAGGCAAGAGACUAGUAUAUGUAGUGUCUGUAAUCGGGAUAUUACAUAUCUCACCAUAAAUCAAAGGCAAAAACAUGCCAACCGUUGCCUAGAUGGAUCAUCGGUUACAACGUAUAACCGUAACUCAAGUAAUGAUUUUGCAACGAAACAGCCAAUCUUUUUAAAUAGACCACAGAAGCUGCCAAAAUCGACGCGAGAAGAAGACAAACACGAUGAACUUUAUCAAGCAACAUUGGCUAUGUCUAAAUCCUUACAAAAGCCCGAUAAAAAAGCCAAGAUAGAAUUGGAUGAGGCAAAUAUCUGGUCUGAUCAAGAAUCGCGGUUGGAAGCAAGUCACCAGUUGAGUUUGUUACUAGAUGCCCAGAACGAGAUACGCAUGUCCAUUCAAUCAGAACGUGAGAUUUCUAUUGGAUCGAUCGGUCCCUCUACUAUGCUAACAGUGCCUACAUUAUUACUAUCUCGGUCGCCGUCCAUAAACUUUUGGGGAUUAGCUGCAUUGGAGGACAUGGAGCCCUCUAUUUAUAACUGCGCAUUUUUAGGCCAUAGCAUUAAUGCUUCCAAGGAAAAGUGAGGGAGGAGCUUUAAAAAAAAUAAGUUUAAAAAUUACAGUGUUCUUUGGUCUUUUCCUAGUCCUUUUAAACUUUUUAUUGAAAAAAAAAAAGAAACAAAAAACAAAAACAAGCGUGAAAAAAAUGAGCUCUAAAAAUGACAGUAGCA